UUAAUUUAAAAACGAACUUGCAAAGCUUCAGUAACGGUAGGCAAGACAAGAUCCACUUGGCAUGCCUAUAUAACCGUCUCGCGCUCUUUUAGCAGUUUUCGAGGAAACAUAUUUGUAAGAAACAAAGAAAAUCCACCGAACAUCUCCUACAAUCACCAUUUUGUAUUUACUUUCUUUAUUGUAAUUCUCUUCAUCCAACCCAUCAUCAAGCUUCUCUGAAUCUCAGCAUCAUCUACACCAUAAUCAGCGAUUAUAGAGAACAUGUGGACAGAUAGCAUAGAGGUUUCGGUGGUGGAGUUGGCGGUGGUGGUAGUAGCGGUGGUUACGAUGAUUAUGGGUGCAAAUGCAUAUGAUACCAACGCUGUGAUGAGUCCUUGCUUGGAUGCUAAAGUACAAAAAUCUGAUGGAUUCACAUUUGGUAUUGCAUUUUCUAGCAGAGAAUCUUUCUUUUUCGAUCAGGUUCAACUUUCACCUUGUGAUAUUCGUCUUGCCCUUCCAAGCAAAAAAAUGGCACAACUUGCUAUAUUUAGACCUAGAGUUGAUGAGAUUUCUCUUCUUACCAUCAGUAGCAGUACCUUUGAUCCGGCUAUGUCUGGUGGACAUAUGGUGGCAUUUGCUGGAAGAAAAUAUGCAGCAAGAUCACUUCCAGCCAUGAUUGCUGAUCAUGGUAUGAUCAUUACUAGUUUCACUCUGGUCCUGGAAUUCCAACAGGGUACCCUACAGAACUUGUUCUGGAAGAGUUUUGGUUGUGAUUCUUGCUCUCAUGGUUCUGUUUGCCUCCAUGGCAAGGACUGUGCGGUUCCAAGCUCAAGGUGUGGCCCUGUUGACUGUAACCUAGGAAUACAAUUAGCAUUCUCAGGUACUGACAGGAAUCUUGAAUCUCUUAAUUCGUGGUAUGAGGUAUCAAAUCUCCAGCAAUACUCUCUGCAUGGUCUGUACUCGGAUCUCCGUGACUCCAUUAAUCAAGUCGCUGGGCAGUCGUAAGAGUAAUUAAGUUGUUAUUGCUUACGUGAUGAUAGUGGAUCAAAUCUAUAUACCAGUCAAUGUAUAGCUCAACUGCAUAAGAAUAAUAGCUUUUGCCUUAGUUUCACAUUAGAUUGAAACUUUUCUGUAUUGAGAAAUUGUUAGAUUCAAUAAUGGGAUAGAUGGAUAUGAAACUUCAUUUUGCAUACAAGUAGUGA
This is a messenger RNA of Manihot esculenta (cassava), 1181 nucleotides long. RefSeq lists its product as uncharacterized. Gene Ontology annotation, cellular component: nucleus; cytosol. Gene Ontology annotation, molecular function: metal ion binding. The coding region runs from base 262 to 984 and encodes 240 amino acids. Gene Ontology annotation, biological process: protein histidyl modification to diphthamide; tRNA wobble uridine modification. Lineage: Eukaryota; Viridiplantae; Streptophyta; Magnoliopsida; Malpighiales; Euphorbiaceae. The transcript has 4 exons. The record is from RefSeq and is a predicted model, not a curated record.